Messenger RNA from Cryptomeria japonica (Japanese cedar), 804 nucleotides. RefSeq names its product midasin-like. The transcript has a single exon. The record is from RefSeq and is a predicted model, not a curated record. The coding region runs from base 1 to 804 and encodes 267 amino acids. Lineage: Eukaryota; Viridiplantae; Streptophyta; Pinopsida; Cupressales; Cupressaceae.
AUGCUUGUCGAAGAGACCAAAUCAGUUCAAAAGGAGAUUGAGAUUUUGGUGAAAAAGGCUUUAGGUCCCAUUCCCAAUGAAGAAGAGGAGAAAGAUGAAGUAAUUGAGGAUAUUACUUCUGAUAAGCCAAAUGCAGAAGAACUUCCUAAAGGUGUAAAAAUCAUAGACUUUGAACUAGACAACAAGUAUAUGCAAGAUGAUCCUAGUGAUACUGAAUCUGUAUAUAUAAUAGAUGGUGAUACUAGUGAUGCUAAUAAUGUUGCUAACACUACUGAUAAUGUAGAUGUUUUUGAAGUUGAUGUAAAGAUGUUUGAUGCUCAGCAGGAACAAGUUGAGAACAAAGGAGAAGAGAAAGAAGUAGAAAAAAGCUCAACUGAGCAACUAGUGAGUGCACAGUCAAUAGAGACUCAGACUGCACUAGUCAAUGCAAGUGCAAAUGCAAAUGUAAAGGUUUCUACUAAAGAUAAUCAAAAGGAUUCAGUUGAUAAGGAAGAGGAAGUACCGGGGACAGAACAAACUAUUGAAAAUCCGCAACCGGUCAAAGACACCACUAACAAAGAGGAGACAAUAAAAGAUGAGGAAGAAAAGAAAAAAAAGAAGGUGGAAGACGAGAGGAGAAUAAAGGAAAUAGAAACAUCUCUUGAGGUACCUCCUAAACCCAAACUGAAGAAAACAAUAGUUGAUGAUGAUGAUGAUAAUGAAUCCAUGAGCAUAAAAGGUCCUAUUAAUAUGGACAAUUUGAGUUAUUUAGAGUUAAUGCAGAUUGCUACUACAAUGCAAUCCUGGGCACAAAAAAAAUAUUGA